Molecule: messenger RNA, 1001 nt
Organism: Perca flavescens (yellow perch)
Lineage: Eukaryota; Metazoa; Chordata; Actinopteri; Perciformes; Percidae
Gene: eci2
Product: enoyl-CoA delta isomerase 2
Exons: 7
Coding region: 1-699 (232 amino acids)
Cellular component (GO): mitochondrion; peroxisome
Molecular function (GO): delta(3)-delta(2)-enoyl-CoA isomerase activity
Source: RefSeq, a predicted model, not a curated record
AUGUACAACGACAUCAUCGCAGCUCUGGAGCAGGCGGCUAAAGACGACUCGGUCAUCACCGUUUUCACAGGUGCCGGUGAUUUCUACUGCAGCGGUAAUGACCUGUCCAACUUCACCAAGAUCCCCGAGGGGGGGGUGGACGAGAUGGCCAAGCAGGGGGGGACCUGCUCAGGUGAUCAUCAGCUGACGGAGUACGUGAAGGCGUACAUAGACUUCCCGAAGCCGCUGGUUGCCGUGGUGAACGGACCGGCUGUGGGCAUCUCAGUCACGGUGUUGGGACUCUUUGACCUGGUCUACGCUACAGACAGGGCCACCUUCCACACUCCGUUCAGUCAGCUGGGUCAGAGCGCUGAAGGCUGCUCCUCCUACACCUUCCCCAAAAUCAUGGGCAACGCCAAGGCCAGCGAGAUGCUGCUGUUCAACAAGAAGCUGACAGCAGCUCAGGCCUGUGAGCUCGGCCUCGUCUCCGAGGUUUUCCCCGACAGCAGCUUCCAGUCGGAGGUCUGGAGCCGCCUGAAGGCCUACGCCAAGCUGCCCCCCAACUCUCUGGCUCUCUCUAAACAGCUGAUCCGAUCGAUGGAGAAGGAUCGUCUCCACGCGGUGAACGAUGCCGAGGUGGAGCGUCUGAUGGAGCGAUGGACGUCAGACGAGUGUUUCAACGCCGUCAUGAGUUUCUUCCAGGCCAAGGCCAAACUCUGAGACAAGACUCGGCCUCUACAAACCAACACCCGUCGGAUCACCAGAGCGCCCGCGGUGAGUUUAAAGUCUCCAGAUGUUUCUCCAGAGGCCAGAUGUGAUGACGACUGAUCCUGGAGCAGCUCCUGGUUACAUCUCGGUGGGAACCAACCUCUCACAGCUGGGAUGGUACUGAGUACAUGUACUUACAUGAAAAUAUGAAUGAAACUAGCCAAUAGAACUGCCUACAAGUCCUGAACUGAGUGUGUGUGUGUGUGUGUGUGUGUGUGUGUGUGUGUGUGUGUGUGUGUGUGUGUGUGUGUGUG